Mesorhabditis spiculigera is the source of this 687-nucleotide messenger RNA. NCBI's taxonomy places the organism in Eukaryota, Metazoa, Nematoda, Chromadorea, Rhabditida, Rhabditidae. The record is from the annotation of a GenBank genome assembly.
AUGGCUAGGGAUACCUCCUCCGAAGAAGAGUCCGACUCCGAGUCUGAAGUUUCCGAGAUCAGCUCGGCCAGCGAGGACGAAGAGGAAUGGAGCGGGGAGUAUACGACGAGCGGCUACAAGUCGUUCGAAGAAGGCCAGUGCGGCUCGCGUGGAGAUUACGUGGCUCCAGAGGUCAAACUUGUUGAGAAGCCGCUCCGUUCGGCCUUGAAGAAGCCCAAGCCGUUCAACGUUGACAAUUCUGACCGAAUGGGACCCGAAGAGCAAAGGCACCGCGAUAUUCCGAUGGGCAAGCAGCACAGUGGCGUGGACGGAGAGCGGAAGAGGCGCGGACGGGAGGCCACCUCACCACCGGCCGCCCAGCCGCGCAAGUUGUCGUUGGAAGAGUACAAGCAGCGAAAACAGACGGCCGCGCCCACCCCGCCACAGAUCAAGCAGGAGCCAGAAGCUCGCGCCUCGUGGAUGCCGGAUUUCGAUGACAUCAGCCACACAACGUUCACCAUGGCGCCGAUUCCCGACCGCAUGCGGGUGCUGAACUGGGACACGUCCAGCAGCGAUUCGCCCUCGUCUUCUUCGCAGCGUCCUGUCGGCCCGGCUCGCAGCAAGAAGAUCUCGAUCGACAAGGACCGCGAGUCGACGGCCCGUCUCCGCGAACGCAUGAAAGAAGUCAUGCCGAACUUCUUGUUUAAU